UUGAUGCUGCUAACAAGCUCGUUGACACCAAAGUCAGUUUGGCCGUUGCUCUCAAAAACCAACUGAUACCGACCAACUGACACCGAGCGACUCUCUCUGGCUGCCUCGUUAAUGUCCACCGACAACAGCCGUUAACGACAUCAACAGGACAUUAGAAAUGUGACGAAUCUGCAGCCGCUCGUCUUUGACUACAUUUACCUGCACCAGUGUGUGUCAUUGAGAAACAUGGCGGCCACCACGGGUGCUACAGACGCUGCUGUCUCGGACCUACCAGGUCCAGCUGCGGCUGCUUCCAGCAUGGACGACCCUCCGAUCCAGUACAGCACCAUUAUGGAGCAUCUGAUCGGGGACAAGAGACCCAUCAAGGAGCUGAGUCCCGGCGUCAUGGGGGGUCUGCCGGUGCCGUUUAAAAGCGACGAGCAGAAGAUGAUCGAGAGAGGAAUGGAGAGCUGCGCCUUCAAGUCGGUGCUGGCCUGUGUGGGAGGGUUCGUCCUCGGAGGAGCUUUUGGCGUUUUCACCGCCGGCAUCGAUACCAACGUCGGCUUCGACCCCAAAGACCCCCUGAAAACUCCAACGGCGCGAGAAGUCCUCAGAGACAUGGGCCAGAGGGGGAUGUCGUACGCCAAGAACUUCGCCAUCGUGGGCGCCAUGUUCUCCUGCACAGAGUGCGUCAUAGAAUCACAUCGAGGUAAAUCCGACUGGAAGAACGCCGUGUACAGCGGCUGUGUGACUGGAGGUGUCAUCGGACUUCGUGCCGGUGCAAAGGCGGGGGUGCUGGGAUGUGGAGGCUUUGCUGCAUUCUCCGCUGCCAUUGAAUAUUAUCUACGGUGAACCACUAAAGAGCGGCUCUGUGGACUUAAUCGAUGCACGUCGAGUGGAUGAGCCCUGUGAGGAAUCCGACUCUCGAACAUUACCUGCACGUGGAGGAUUGCUGCAAAAACAGAACAGAUGUAUUUGGUGGAAGUGACAGUUUCCUGUUUGUGUACAGUGAACUGGAAAAGACCAAUAUGUGUUUUACUUUUACCAUGUGGACAGUUUGAGCAAAGCAAGUUCAUGUGGAGAAUCGCCAGAAACUGAGUAGAGUGGAUAUGCUCCUGGGUUUUACAGUAUAAUGAUGAGAUGAGUCAUGAGUCACGACCACCUCAAAUCAGACUCAGAUAAACGCUGUUCUAAUCGUAGAACAUUAUGUGUCUACUAAAUGAAUCCAUAUUUAAUUAUUUCUAUUAAACAUGUUUUUUUGUUAACUUUACUUCUUGAAGUUUCCAUGUCCAUUACAAUCAAAUCUUGAAUUGCUUUUUAA
This is a messenger RNA of Sebastes umbrosus (honeycomb rockfish), 1300 nucleotides long. It is a transcript of the gene timm22, whose product is annotated as translocase of inner mitochondrial membrane 22 homolog (yeast). Bases 226 to 831 code for a protein of 201 amino acids. Gene Ontology annotation, biological process: protein insertion into mitochondrial inner membrane. The transcript is spliced from 5 exons. Gene Ontology annotation, molecular function: transmembrane protein transporter activity. Lineage: Eukaryota; Metazoa; Chordata; Actinopteri; Perciformes; Sebastidae. The record is from RefSeq and is a predicted model, not a curated record. Gene Ontology annotation, cellular component: TIM22 mitochondrial import inner membrane insertion complex.